Messenger RNA from Mustela erminea (ermine), 1413 nucleotides. RefSeq names its product tripartite motif containing 60 (gene TRIM60). The record is from RefSeq and is a predicted model, not a curated record. Gene Ontology annotation, molecular function: zinc ion binding; protein binding. The transcript has a single exon. The coding region runs from base 1 to 1413 and encodes 470 amino acids. NCBI's taxonomy places the organism in Eukaryota, Metazoa, Chordata, Mammalia, Carnivora, Mustelidae.
AUGGAAUUUGUGACAGGCCUGGUGCACCUCCAAGAGGAGUCUAGCUGCCCCAUCUGUUUGGAUUACUUGAAAGACCCAGUGACUAUAAACUGCGGGCACAACUUCUGUCGCUCCUGCAUCAACAUGAUGUGGAAGGAUCUAGAUGAUACCUUCCCCUGUCCUGUCUGUCGUUUUUGCUUUCAUAACAAAAGCUUCAGGAGCAAUCGCCAGCUCAGUAAUCUGACUGAAAUUGCUAAAAGACUGCAGGUCCGAAGGAGCAAGAGGAAAAGGCAGGAGUAUUCUAUGUGUGAGAAGCACAAUCAGUUUCUGACCCUCUUUUGUGGGAAGGACCUAGAGGUUUUAUGUACACAGUGCAGUUUCUCUGUUCAACACCAGAAACACUAUAUUUACCCCAUUAAGAAAGCUGCCACCUUUCACAGGAAAAUUCUAGAAUAUAGCAUUGAGCCCUUGAGGGACAAUGUGGAACGAGUUGAAAAAGUGUUAAGUCUUCAAACCAGCAAAAUAGUGGACCUGAAAAAGAAGGUAGAGGACAGGAGAGAAGAAAUCAUUUCCGAAUUUGAGCAAAUCAGACAGUUUCUACAGAAUCAGCAAGAGGCUCUUCGUAGGCAGAUGGACGAUGAAGAGAGGGACAUUCUAACAAAACUAAACGAGAACCAGAGAACAUUUUCAGGUCACGUUUCCACAUUAAAACAUCUGCUCAAGGAGGUAGAGUGCAGGUGUGUGCAGUCAGAACUGGAAUUACUGACCCACGUUAAGGGUAUCUACAACAGGUAUCAAAACCUAACAUACCCUGAGCUCUUCGUCUUCCAGUUAAAGAAAUACGGAUUUAGUCUUCCUCCACAGUAUUCUGGCUUGGACAGAAUUAUCAAGCCAUUUAGAGCAGAUGUGAUGCUUGAUCUUGAAACAGCACACCCUCAGCUUAUUGUGUCUGAGGAUAGGAAAAGUGUGCGAUAUGGAAACAAAAAAAAGCACCUUUGUUACAACCCGAGGAGAUUUUAUCUCUGCCCUGCUGUCCUGGGCUCGAGGAGCUUUAAUUCUGGCCGGCAUUACUGGGAGGUAGAAGUGGGAAACAAACCUAAAUGGACCUUGGGGGUGUGUCGAGACCGUUUUCCCAGGAAUUGGAGGACUUGGCCUGUAGUUGAGGGUGGAUUCUGGGCAAUUGGGCGAUACAUUGAAAGCAUUUAUGUUAUACUGGGUGGUAAGAGAACCCAACUUCUGCCUGUAGUAAGACCCAGUAAGAUUGGCAUUUUUCUGGACUGCGAGUUGGGUGAAGUUUCCUUUUAUAAUAUGAAUGAUAGAUCUCUCCUCCAUAAUUUUAAUGAUUCUCUUAUAGAAGCUGUGUGUCCCUAUUUCUAUAUUGGAGUAGAUUCUGAACCUCUUAAAAUCUCUUCAGUAACAGAUGAUGAGCGAUGA